AUGGCCUAUAGGGUAGAGAAGGUCCCUGACCGCCUGCCUGAAUCAGAUUCUGCCCCCUACCUGAGGCACUUCAUCAAGAACUUUGAGAUGAAACAUGGCCCAUUUCGGUCUAGUGCUAGUGGUCAGGCUAGUGGUCAGGCUAGUGGUCAGGCUAGUGGUCAGGCUAGUGGUCAGGCUAGUGGUCAGGCUAGUACUAGUGCUAGGGCUAGGGCUAAGGUCGAAACGGCUAGUGGAUUCCUUAUAUGA
Aspergillus pseudoviridinutans is the source of this 246-nucleotide messenger RNA. RefSeq lists its product as uncharacterized. The transcript is spliced from 2 exons. NCBI's taxonomy places the organism in Eukaryota, Fungi, Ascomycota, Eurotiomycetes, Eurotiales, Aspergillaceae. The coding region runs from base 1 to 246 and encodes 81 amino acids. The record is from RefSeq and is a predicted model, not a curated record.